AUGUCCUACAGUAUGGCCAUUAAAGGUGGCCCCGGGAAUCCUAAAAGUAGCUCUGUAAAAACCAAGUGGAACUCAGACACUUCCACCCUGUCUGUCCAGAAGGCAGGAGAUGAUACCAUCAGCCACAGAACCCGGCCAUUAGCAGUCUACGUUGACCGCCUGGAGCAGGAGUUACAGGAGCUACAGCGCAGAGGCGCAGAGCUCCGGCAGAUCCUCGAAACAGAGGACAACAUUCACUUUCUGCAGAAUUUUCCGACUCUGUGCAUUCCUCCUGAGGCCAUGGUGCCCAAAGUGCUCAUCAACCCUCAGUUCUCCUUUGGAGAGAUGAGCAAGACGGCCACGGAGAUGAAGGAACAUCUGGACGACAUCUGUAAGAAGGAAUUGAGCAAAAUCUCCAAAACAGUUAGUGAAACCCCAGUGUACAUACUUUUGCCAAGAAAUGGAGACAAACGACUCAAAGUUCCUUCCAGAGUUGAUUUUCAGGAGCCAAAAACCAGGAUGGACUUCUUAAGAUACACCUGCAAGAUGUCCUUUGAUCCAAACACGGUCUAUAAAGAGCUGGUCCUGUCCGAGGGCAACCAGAAGGUCAUGCGGAAGAAAACAGUCCAGUUUCACCCAGAUCAUCCAGAACGCUUUGAUGGUUACUCGCAGGUGUUGUGCAAGGAGCCUUUUACUGGUUUCAGGUUUUACUGGGAGGCAGAGUGGAGUGGCGAGUUUUCCAUCGGGGUGGCCUACAAGAGCAUCAGUCGCAAAGGGAAGAACUCGCACAGCCUGCUGGGCUACAACGACAAGUCCUGGAGUCUCCUCUGCUCCGAUUCAGGCUACUCUGCCUGGCACAACAAAGUAGACAGAAACCUUCCUGAAGCUCCCAGAGCCACACGGAUUGGUGUGUACCUGGAUUAUGCCGGAAACACUGUGGCCUUUUACUCGGUAUCAGAGACCAUGGCACUGAUCCACAGAUUCAAAGCUCAGUUCAGUGAGCCUUUGUAUGCUGGUUUUGGUGUGGGCUCUUCUGUAACCCUCUGCCAGCUAAAGAAAAAUGCAAAGCCUCACUAAAGUAAAGAAAUAAAUGAGGGAAGUUAAAUUCAAUCGUGAAGGGUAUUAACUCUGCAGCACUAUCACAUAUUGACUGAACUUUACAAUGCAAAGACAUGGUUGUUGUUUUUAACCCCUCUCUUAAACAAAUGUAAUGUUGUUUUGACCACACUCAGCAUGUUCCUGUAACAUUUGAUAAUAAUGUUUCAACUUAAUUCAUUCAACUUCCUGUUAUAUAUGUUAUAUAUCGAUUUAAUGCAGUGACCAAGUGUAUUAAAGGCCUAUCUUACGCUUUAAUCAUUAUGCAUUGGCUAAAACAAUCUUCGGAUACAUGACAACAAUAUACUUGUGUUGUGUUUAUAUUUGUGAUUGUAUGAACAGUAAAAAAAAUAAUCUCUAUGCUUUUGUUUUAAGUUUUAGUGUCUUACAGAGAUCUACAUUCAUAAUAAAGAGUGGGAAGCGAUAACAUCAAACUUCAAAAACACAUUGCAAGACAA
Messenger RNA from Trematomus bernacchii (emerald rockcod), 1532 nucleotides. Its product is annotated as tripartite motif-containing protein 16-like. Gene Ontology annotation, molecular function: protein binding. Bases 1 to 1056 code for a protein of 351 amino acids. Lineage: Eukaryota; Metazoa; Chordata; Actinopteri; Perciformes; Nototheniidae. The record is from RefSeq and is a predicted model, not a curated record. The transcript has 6 exons.